CUCGCGCUCGCCCUCCUUGGACAUCUCGAAGGAAGGAAGGAGGAGAGAUGUCGCAGCAAAGGGCCUUCUUAUCAAGGGUCUCGUCAUCGUCCCUUGGUCUCUUCAGGGAGUCCAGAAACUGGGCGCGGCGGGAGCGGGGCGAGGUGGAAGAGGAGGAGGAGAUAGAUGGGGGAGGUAGGGAUGGGGCGUUGGAGGUUCCAGGGGAGGAGGAGGAGGAGGGCGGGAGGUGGGAGCGGAUGCCGCCGGAGCUGAUCGGGGAGAUCGUGCAGCGGGUGGAGGCCGGGGGGGAGCGGUGGCCGCUGCGGAAGGACGUCGUGUCCUGUGCCUGUCUCUGCCGAAGGUGGAGGGAAGUGACCAGAGGGAUCGUCCGCCCCCCGCUCGAGACCGGCAAGAUCACCUUCCCCUCUUCCCUCAAGGAGCCAGGGCCAGCGGAUAUUCCGAUCCAGUGCUUUAUUAAAAGGAACAAGAAGAACUCGACCUUCUAUUUGUAUCUCGGCUUGACACAAACAUUUAUGGAUAAGGGAAAGUUCCUUCUGGCAGCUCGUCGGUUUAGGCAUGGUGCUCGCACUGAGUACAUCAUCUCUCUUGAUGUUGAUGGCCUGUCUCAAGGAAGUAAUGCAUAUGUGGGAAAGUUGAGAUCCAACUUCUUGGGUACAAAUUUUAGAAUCUAUGACAGCCAGCCACCACACAGUGGUGCAAAAGCAUCAAGCAGUCGAGCAAGCCGGCGAUUCGCAAGCAAGCAAAUUAGCCCACAGGUUCCUGCUGGUAAUUUUGAGGUCGGACAGGUGUCGUAUAAGUUUAACCUUCUUAAAUCAAGAGGGCCAAGAAGGAUGCAUUGCACUCUAGAAUGUCCCGUGGGCAACUCGGAGGAAGACUCACCAAAGCCGAAGGCACAUAGUGGUGGGGUACCCCUAGUUCUCAGGAACAAAGCUCCUCGGUGGCACGAGCACCUGCAGUGCUGGUGCUUGAACUUUCAUGGUCGGGUCACAGUGGCCUCAGUGAAGAACUUUCAGCUGGUGGCAACUGCAGAUGCCAGCCAACCGCCAGGUGUCGGGGAUGAAGAGACGGUGCUGCUGCAGUUUGGUAAGUUCGGGGACGACCUGUUUACCAUGGAUUACCGGCAGCCACUCUCGGCCUUCCAGGCAUUUGCAAUCUGCCUCACCAGCUUUGGUACAAAAUUUGCCUGUGAAUAACAACCUUCCCGGAUGCUCUUUCCCUGCCAUAUGCUGUCCUGCAGUUGUAGUAACACCAUAUCCUUUGCUUCUUCCUUGUCUCGCUGGGGCCGAGGAGAUGUUGUUUGUAUCGUCAGCUGCCCAGCUGCCUCUCUUCAGUGACUUCUGAACAAGAUGACUGUGUUGUUGUGACUUUUUAGCAACUGUAUUAACGAUCAAAUCUUCAAGUAUAUAUAUUUUGCAAUCUGAAGUUUAUUAUUA
Molecule: messenger RNA, 1433 nt
Organism: Musa acuminata subsp. malaccensis (wild Malaysian banana)
Lineage: Eukaryota; Viridiplantae; Streptophyta; Magnoliopsida; Zingiberales; Musaceae
Product: tubby-like F-box protein 1
Molecular function (GO): protein binding
Source: RefSeq, a predicted model, not a curated record